AGAUCAAAACCUUUGAUUCAAUCCGAUCUUCUUACAAUCAAGAUCCAGAUGACCGCUCGCUAGCAGAUCGACGGCCAUGAUCAGCCAUAGGGAACUCAGGACUGCUAUUUCAACUCUCAUGGGUAGUUAUCCUUUUCUUAUUGUCUUAUUUUGACAAUAAGACCAUUGAAUAAGAUAAUAAACCAACGUUGAUGUUCUGCUUGCAUUUUUUUUCUCUUGAUUUCACUUUCAUAGAUGUAACAUAAGAUAGCAACGUUUCCUCCCGUUACACAUAUAGAUAAUGUUUCUCCUUUGUCGAACAACUCAAUAUGUCAUGUUGUCAGACUGUUAAGUUUAGGUGAAAUUUAAACAAUAAUCCACUUGAUAGACAUCUUAUACGGUUAACACUUUUGGAUUUUCCUAUAUAUAGACGGUCUUUGCCUCCUUAACUAGCCAGGAAAGAUGAGUAUUCUCUACUUCAUAUUCACCUUCAUGUCAUUUUCAGUACUAUUUGUCAUCCUCACCUUCUGUUUUCUGCUACUUAAAAUCUUCACAGGAAAAUCCAUUAGAAACCAAAUUUACCCGCCAGUAAAAGGCACCGUCUUCAACCAGCUCUUCUACUUCAACAGGCUCUAUGACUACCAGACCGAAGUUGCCAAAGAGCAGCCAACUUUUCGGCUGCUUGCCCCAGACCAAAGUGAAGUAUACACCACUGACAUGCGAAACAUCGAGCAUGUUUUGAAAACCAACUUCGCCAAGUAUUCCAAAGGGAAAUACAACCAAGAUAUUGUGUCUGAUGUUUUUGGCCAAGGGAUAUUUGUUGUUGAUGGAGAAAAGUGGAAGCAGCAGAGGAAGCUUGCAAGCUUUGAGUUUUCGACCAGAGUUCUUAGAGAUUUUAGCUGUUCUGUGUUUAGAAGAAAUUCUGCCAAACUGGUUAGAGUUGUUUCUGAGAUUUUGGGUUCCAAUCAAAGUUUUGAUAUGCAAGAUAUUCUUAUGAGAUGCACUUUAGACUCCAUAAUCAAAGUAGGGUUUGGAAUAGACCUGAAUUGCUUGGAGGGUUCAAGCAAGGAAGGGACUGCAUUUAUGAAGGCCUUUGAUGAUUCGACCGCCCUGUCGUAUUGGCGCUAUGUCGAUCCAUUCUGGAAAUUGAAGCGUGUUCUAAACAUUGGUUCUGAAGCAGCUCUUAAAAAGAAUGUCCGAAUCAUGGAUGAUUUUGUACACCAACUUAUCAAGAGUAAGAGGACGUUGGUUACAGGGAAAACUGAUGCUAAUGACAGGGAGGACAUACUAUCGAGGUUUCUGUUGGAGAGCGAGAAGGAUCCCGAGAAAAUGAAUGACACAUAUCUGAGGGAUAUAAUUCUGAACUUUAUGAUUGCUGGCAAAGAUACAAGUGCAAAUACACUCUCAUGGUUCUUGUACAUGCUUACGAAGAACCCUCUAAUACAAGAAAAAGUUGCACAAGAAGUGAGGGAUGUUGUCGGUUUUACUAUUCAGGUCGACGAAGCUAACAUUGAUGAACUUGUAGAAAACAUAACUGAUGCAAAUCUUGAUAAAAUGCAUUAUCUUCAUGCGACGAUAACAGAGACCUUGAGGCUAUACCCUGCAGUUCCUGUGGACGGGAGAUGUGCAGAGGUAGAUGACAUUCUUCCUGAUGGCUUUAGAUUGAGAAAAGGAGAUGGAGUAUACUACAUGGCCUAUGCCAUGGGAAGAAUGCCUUAUAUUUGGGGAGAAGAUGCUGAGGAUUUCCGACCUGAAAGAUGGCUCAAAAAUGGAAUUUUCCAGCCUGAAUCACCAUUCAAAUUUGUCGCAUUUCAUGCAGGACCUCGAAUCUGUCUAGGGAAAGACUUUGCAUACCGGCAGAUGAAGAUAGUAUCGACCGCUCUUCUUUUCUUCUUCCGCUUCAAAUUGGCUGACCAAACAAAAAAUGUAACCUAUAGGACCAUGUUCACCCUACACAUGGAUGGAGGUCUCUCUCUUCGCGCAACUCCGAGGACAGCCUGAUAUCUUUCUUGCAUAUCAAAUAGAAUAAUGUUCAGUACUUUGCUAAACUAUGUAUCUGUAAAAUUCUGCAUGACUACUGAAAUGCGCUUUAGAUUUAUAUAUGUAGUGUGGUUCUACUUGUAUUGGUAAGUUUUUACAGUAAUAUUGUAACCUGCAGUAUAAUAUACGCACCGUAUUGCGAAGAUCUACUUUUUUCAAUUUUUUUUGUCAAAACUCUCUCAAUUCAACAUGUAAUUUUGUAUAACUAAGAUAUAAAUAAUUAAUUUUUAUAUUUA
This is a messenger RNA of Pyrus x bretschneideri (Chinese white pear), 2255 nucleotides long. Its product is annotated as cytochrome P450 704C1. The transcript has 5 exons. The coding region runs from base 442 to 1980 and encodes 512 amino acids. The record is from RefSeq and is a predicted model, not a curated record. Lineage: Eukaryota; Viridiplantae; Streptophyta; Magnoliopsida; Rosales; Rosaceae. Gene Ontology annotation, molecular function: oxidoreductase activity, acting on paired donors, with incorporation or reduction of molecular oxygen; heme binding; monooxygenase activity.